Manis javanica (Malayan pangolin) is the source of this 1746-nucleotide messenger RNA. The record is from RefSeq and is a predicted model, not a curated record. Lineage: Eukaryota; Metazoa; Chordata; Mammalia; Pholidota; Manidae.
UUCCCAAAGAAUAGAUAUGAUGCGAACACACUGUGCCUGACUUUACCUAAGAGAUAAGAAUGAGGGGUAAUAUUUCAAAGAAAAUAGAACUCAGGAUCUUUGUUGCAUAUUUAUUAUUUGAUUGCUAACUGUACUAUAGAAGAACUCCUAACAACUCUGUAGGUAUGCUGAAAACUAACAUUUCAUCUAAAUUUCAGAACCACCUAUUACAAUUUAUAUCCAGGAGUUCCAAUAUCAGUACAAACAGAAGAAAGUUGGCUUCAAGAAAUGUCCAACAAAAAGGAGUCAAGGAAGAAACCACCCUCUGUAAUAAAAGAAUGCAAACCUGAAGGCCCAGCUGUGAAGUUAAGAGAAAAAUGGGUAAUUAAUCCAGAAGAGUCCAAACUGAAUAUUUUAUGUGAGUUGGAGUUUGAGGAAGACUACCUAACCCUGUUCGAGCCUUCUCUGAGAACAUUACCUAGUGUUGGGCCACCACCCAUUCUGGCGUUCAGACAAGAGAGUUCCAGUUUAGGCAUUAACUUCAAGGAAGAAGAGGAGGAGUUAUCACCCAAAUGUGAAUUUUGUGGGAGUGAUCUAAGAACAUUUCUUUCCAAUGUGGAUCUUUACUCUGACUACGAUAGCUUCGAAUCAAUAGAACAUGCCCCUUGUUGCAGUUAUUUCCAAAAUCUGAUUGACCACAUCUAUGAGGAAAAACAAAAAAUCCAAAGCUGCAAAGCCGAAUUAAUCUCUAUUGGCCUUCACACAGCCCAUGGCAGUGAAGCUGAUAGACUCAAAGCAAAGGAAAAAGCCCUGGCGAGAAAACAGGAGCAACAAAUGGCCAGACAGUUUGCAAUAACAAAUGAACAGACUACUUUCUCUGAAGAAGAUUCAAAGAACUUAAAAAAAAUUUCUUAUCAACUUUCCAUGGAUAUUCCAGAAAAAGAGCUAACUGAUGACAGGCUAUUUGAUUAUGAACUAAACAACAGAAACAUAUCCAUUGUUUGUUGUGAUUCUAGGAUAGCAUGUGGAAAGACGGUGAGGAAUGAGCUUUCAGAGAGGUACUACAAACAUGGCAGCAAGUUUCUGACGUCAUUUCCAGAUGGGACAAUGCAAAUAUUCUACCCAUCUGGAAACCUAGCCAUCAUCCGAGUGCCCAACAAAAUAAGUGGUUUCACCUGUAUAGUCCAAGGAGACAUACCCACUAAUCCUGCAAUCCUGGCAGUGCUAGAUUCUUCAGGCAGAAGUUCCUGCUAUCAUCCCAAUGGAAAUGUCUGGGUAUACAUCAAUAUCUUGGGAGGUCAAUAUUCAGAUCAAGCUGGCAACAGAGUAAGAGCUUGGAAUUGGUCAAGUUCCAUCAGUUCCUCACCCUUUGCUUCAUUUAAACCUAUUUUUCUGGCUCUGAACCAUUACAUUGGAGUUCGCAUCUUAGAACAAGACAAGAUUUCAAUCACUUUUCUAGCAAUGGGCCAACAGGCAAGAAUCAGUGUCGGAAGCAAAGUGAAGCUAUCGAACCCCAAAGAGAUUCCAGUUCUCUGGUACCUGAAUGGGGAUGACCUUCUUCUGCUGGCCAUUUUAAUAAAGAUUCGACGCCUGUUUCAUAAACUUCAAAGAUGUGCAAAUUUUCCCUCCAGCCAGGUUUGGGAAAAAUUAGAGCAACCUUCCUACCUUUCUUCACUUUCUGUAAAAUUAAUUGCUCUUUGUCACAAUUCUGGUAUAAAGCAAGAUACAAUAACAACAAUAGCAGCUAUAAUAAAUGAAAAAAAUUAA